This is a messenger RNA of Rodentolepis nana, 2856 nucleotides long. NCBI's taxonomy places the organism in Eukaryota, Metazoa, Platyhelminthes, Cestoda, Cyclophyllidea, Hymenolepididae. The record is from the annotation of a GenBank genome assembly.
UCGAUCAGAUUUACUUUUAGCAUGGAAUCUGCCGAUGUCGCUGAUGAGGGUAUUCACGAACCAGAUGACAGCUUUGAGUUGGAACUGCCUAUACCUUUUGCUGCAGUGACGCAGUCGAUUAAACCAUCAGAGAGUAAUUUGAAGCAAAAUCAUAGUUCAACGGACGAGGACAUAGACAGUGAAUUUGAGGAAAGAUCAAGAAAAAUUUCGAGGAAAUCAAUGACAAUAGUUGACGAACUCGGCUUUAAAAUCGACCGUUCAAAAGACGCAUUGUCUCCGCCCUUCGUUGAAAACGUUGAAAACAAACGAAAUUGGUUGGCUUACUUGGAAUUCGCUUAUACAGAUCGUUUGGGUGAAAGCAGUCAGAAUGAUGGGGGAGAUUAUUCCGGAGAACAAUCACUUUGGAUGUGUCUGUAUCCUCGUCUCAGUCCUUCUCCGCGUCUUACUGAGCUUAUUCGUGGACUUGAGGACAAGCAGAAUCCUGCUGAACGUCUGAAGUGGUCAGGUGUACCCAGUCCGAGCAAUGAAUUGAAUCCAAGAGAUGGUAUUCCUCAUUCAAUGCGUUCUCAAAUCUGGCCCCGUCUGACCCGCGCUUAUGAAGAGCAGCAACAAGGACGGACGAGAGGCAAUGAAGGUUUUAAUCUUGGCCUCAAGAAAACUCCACUCACUUAUUCCGAAAUUACCCAUUACAGCUCCUCUGUUUCAUUGAAAAUUCGUCAACAGAUCGAAAAGGAUCUCUUGAGAACAAUGCCAAACAAUGUGUGCUUUUCUUCACCAUCGGCCACAGGAAUUCCAAGAUUGCGUAGGAUUCUAAUUGGUGUGGCUUGGUUGUACACUGAAAUAGGAUAUUGUCAAGGGCUUGGUGUUAUUGCUGCAAAUUUGCUUCUUAUCAUGGAGGAAGAAAUGGCCUUCUGGAUGAUGUGUGCUGUAAUUGAGGAUAUUCUGCCGACUUCAUACUUUUCAGCGGACAGUCUCCUUGGUGUUCAAACAGAUCAACGGGUUCUCUGCCAACUCCUUACUGUGUUUCUGCCACGUCUUGAUGCCACAAUUAAACAGCACGACGUUGAUAUUCCUUUGAUAACUUUGGGAUGGUUUCUAACUUUAUUUUCCGGAGUACUAAAUAUUCAAAUCAUGCUGCGCGUUUGGGAUCUCCUUUUCUACGAAGGAUCCACCGUACUCUUUCGAAUCGCCCUCGCCAUUUUAAAAAUCAAGGAAGACGCUCUGGUGGAAACAACGAAUGCUGCGGCCUUCUUCAAUGAGAUCUCAAAUGCGCCUUCAUCAAUCACCGAUAUCGACGAAUUCAUAAGGGUGAGCUAUUUCUUAUAUUACAGCUUACUUGGAGCUGUUUUAUGUACUGCUUAUUCGUUUGAAGAUGAAUACCUCGAACAGACAUACAUUGAUGGUCUACGAAGACAUCAUCUCUCCCAGCUGAUUGUGGAACUAAGCAACGCUGAUAAUGAAAGUGGGCAGGCUCGGCCUCUGCCUAAACAGGCGAAAUUAAUUGGCAUCAAAUUUUGUUUUCUUUUUUCUCUACAGUUUCUCACCAGAAGGAAUUUUGAAAAAAGGCAAUAUGGCGGACCUCUGGGUCUGUUCUGUGGAGCAUUUGGAAAUCGUUCAAGACUCUUCCUCCCACAGGAAGAAGGGUACGAAAUGCAUUAUACGCCGAGUGAUGGCUCCGCAGCAGCCAUUCAAGAAGCUCCACACCUGAGUGUAGCUGAUGAACGCACUCGCACUGAAUUCUAUCGUCAAUUUGAAGAUCUCAAUAGAGCCGAUCCGAAGAUUAAGAAUAUUCGGCAGACUGAAUUAUUGGUGAAUCUGAGGCAGUCAAUUUUAGCUAUCGUUCGCCACUUCCAUAACAAUGACCCCAGCCAUGGAAAGACAGCAGUGGUUCGAAAUCGCCGAGCCAAGGCGCUUUACGAUUUUGCUCGUCAGGAGCGAGAUGAAUUGGGUUUCCUACGAAAUGACAUAAUCACUGUGUUGGAUAUGCAUGAUGAGCACUGUUGGUUGGGCGAAAUAUCCGGUAGUGGUCUUCGUGGUUGGUUUCCUGCAAAGCUGGUGGAACUACUUGACGAGAGAUCGAAAAAGUAUUCACCCGCUGGAGAUGAUUCUGUCUAUGCAGCCGUUGGAAACCUGGUUCGACAUGGUUUGUGUUCCUCACUACGAGCCAUAUUUGAGUAUGGUCUGAAGCGAACACGUGGUCUGACAGAUCAGAAUUCGAGUCCUUGGAAAUUUAUUCAGGCAGUUGCUAUUCGAGAAGCCGAACAAGACUCAUCUUCGAUUCAUUCUCGACUCAUUCUCUGUCGAACUUUCCGUUUGGAUGAGGUGGGGAAAGUUCUCAGUCCAGAGGAGCUCCUUUAUCGGUCAAUUCAAAACAUCAAUGCUUCACAUUCAUCCCUGGACACUUCGGAUGAUGUCAAAUUCAGAACUCUGGUUUGCAUUGGAUUAAAUGAGCUAGUACUCCACUUGUGGUUAGAAAUUCUCUGUUCUUGUGAUGAAGUGGUCACAAAGUGGUACCAUCCUUGGUCCUUCUUACGCAGUCCUGGUUGGGUACAGAUCAAAUGCGAGUUAAGGGUAUUGAGUCAGUUUGCAUUCCAUUUAAAUCCAUUGGCAGAAGUGGGUGAUAAAGUAUGCAAUAAACGUGACUCCGGUUCACUUGGUGGCAUUGAAUCUGAGGUACGACGUCUAUUCCAGGCUGCUAAAGCACCCCUUCUACUGCUCUCUCGACUUCGGCUUGGUGGUCUUCGGCCCCUACGGGAGUAUCGGCAUCCCGAUACAGAUUUGGGUUGUUUCCAUUAUGAUUUUGAAUCCACUGGGGAUAUGUUGGUCAAGUACCAUCUAUUCAGUUGGGAGCUGUAA